AUGUCCCGGCUCUGCAAAAAGUCAAAGAUCCGGAAAACAGUCAAGGAAGCUGCUGGCGGCAUUCCAGUAACUGAAAAAGCAAGCACUCUGAUCUACCUCGACUACGUUUUAUUUCUUCAGAAAAUCCUUCAGGAAGCUGAUAUGGAAGCUGCGCGUAUGGGCGAUAAAACCAUCACUAGCCGCCACAUUGAAUCGUGUCUUGAGAAAUCUCUUAAAUCGUUUCGUGGAUAA
Molecule: messenger RNA, 231 nt
Organism: Magnusiomyces paraingens
Lineage: Eukaryota; Fungi; Ascomycota; Dipodascomycetes; Dipodascales; Dipodascaceae
Exons: 2
Coding region: 1-231 (76 amino acids)
Molecular function (GO): protein heterodimerization activity
Source: RefSeq, a predicted model, not a curated record